Stegodyphus dumicola is the source of this 2518-nucleotide messenger RNA. RefSeq lists its product as uncharacterized. The record is from RefSeq and is a predicted model, not a curated record. Lineage: Eukaryota; Metazoa; Arthropoda; Arachnida; Araneae; Eresidae.
CCCUAUCUCAUACCAACGGCCUUGUGACCGAUCUUCAUUUUUUCCUUCUCAGUACUGCAACAACCCUUUCAUUGCAUAGUUCAGGAUUAAGUCUGUCUCACACAAGCAUGGAGAGCAAAGGCAAUGAUGCACUUCUGAAGAUGACGAAGGUGACGGAAUGGAGUUUGAACCAAGGCGGUUACCUUGCUAUAGCUUUCGGUGGCUUUAUGCUCCUUGGUUGCAUCACAGCUUACGUGGUAGCUGUUGCAAGGGGAAAUGUCGAUCCCUUCUUACCUCUUAUAAGUGACGCUGCUGGCUCACCUCCUCAAAAUGGCCUUUUCGGAACUUUGGUUUGCAUAGGAGGAAUGUUUGGUGUUGCUUUUAUGAUUCUGAGGUAUAUGAUUGUCCUAGAGCAGAAUCGAGAGAAGAGUAACGUGGUAACUAUUGUCAACAAACUCAGUCUCUUUGCUGGCAUCACAUCAAUGCUUGGAAUUACUUUAGUCACGGGAUAUCCUGUAAACUUCUACAGGAACAGAGACGUCUGGCUGAUGGACGUCGGUUUACCUCAUAUGAUUGGCGGGGUUAUGCUGUUUGCUAUGGGUCUCCUCUACAUUGCCUUACAAUGUGUUCUCACCCUUUUCCUGAAGACUAAGAAUCAGAUGACACUUUUCGUUCGAGUUGCAUUGCUCUUCAUCUGUACUGCCGCUUUCGUAUACCAUAUGAUAACAGUUCCUGACAACUUUGGUGGAAUUUCACAUCUAUAUUAUGUGAACCGCACAGAAAAUGAAUUGAACUACACAGGCCUAAUGGCUUACCCUCCGACGAUGGGAGCUAGCUUGAAACUGCCUAUCGAUACAAGUGGAUCAUAUAUUUCGAGUGCAAUCACAGAAUGGAUUCUCGUAUUUUUCUUCUGCUGUUUCUUUUUCACCUUUUUCAAUGAAGCACAGGAGUACUCAUUGUUAAUUGUCAUCGAGACUCAUUCUAAUCCCGAGCCCGAACCAACAGAAGAUCAAAUGCCUGAUCUUAGAAAGUUGUCAUUAGCUCAGAUUCAAAAUAAUCCUGAAUUGAGAAGAUUAUCAUUAGCUCAGCUUCAAAAGAAUCCGGAGCUGAGAAAGAUGUCUUUAGCUCAGAUUCAAAAUAAUCCUGAGCUCAGAAAGAUGUCCUUAGCUCAAAUUCAAAAUGGAAGUCAGAUAGAUGCGAAACCACCGCCAGAAGUAAGAAAAUUUUUAAGACGGGACAGUACCUGCCAAACAAUGACUGACACUGUAGAUAAUGUUAUUAUACCUACGAAAUUUAAAAAUGGCACGAAGAAGAGUGAUAAUAAGGCUGCCAAAACUCCUACAACUGAUAUCGCUAAUGGUACGAAUAAACUCGCAGAUUUUGACGUGGAUGCCAAACUGAAACGAUUGCUUAAUGAAAAUGAAGAUAUUGAAGAGCAAAAUGGCAAAGGAUCGGUAGAAACUUGUACCGAAAAUAACGUAUCAACUUCAUGUGAUGGUUCAACCACAACAAAAGACGAGACGAUAAAUAAAAAGAUGACAGAAAAGGAAGUUGAGGACCGUGAGGCUGAACAAAAUGCUAUAGAGAAAAUCGAUGUAGUAGUUAAAGAAGCUGAGGAUCAUGCAAAUAAUGUUGAAACAUCAGCUGCCCAAAAUAAAACAGACAGCCUUAAGAAAAGUGAUAGUGAUGAAGCACUGACAUCAGUUUGUCCGUUAUCCUUACAGUAGUAAAAUUCUAGACUCUGAACAAAUUGCCAUACAGAAGUUAGAUAAGAGAAUCUCAAGGCAGAAAGACGUACUUAAAAGUCAUAAUGGCUGAGUUAUAGUCAUCAGUUUGCUAUAGUAGUAUUUCUAUGCGACUCUAUACCUCAAGACUUAUGUAUGUCGCAGCUUGGGAAAUACUAUUAUAUUAACUCAUUAUCUGAUUGAGGCAUCAUUCUGCAAUAUUUUGUCAUACUUCUUAAUAUAUCAUAUAAAAGUUUUGUAUUUUUACGAGUAUCAAACGUAUAACUGCAUUGUACAUAUCAUGUACUCUUAUUCCAUUAUACCUGAAAAUCACUGAGUUCUAACUGAUAAUGUCUGCUUAUGUUAAAAAUAUUAAUUUGAAUGCGAAAAAGGUUGUAUUCCCUUUUAAAUCUUAAAGGAUUAAAAUUUGGAAAAUUCUGCCUUAGUUUGGCGUUGUUUUAAAGGUAAAGGCUUAUUGCGUUUCAUGAAAUUUGUCUAAUCAAAAAUGAAGAGCAUAAAUAAUUAAAAAAUAAAGUGUUAAUAGUCUUGAAAAGUAAUUUUUAGUUCUUUUCCUUUCCUCUUAUAUUUCCUCAAGAGAUGGCGCUAUACAUUUUUAUAUUUUUCAAGCUACUGAACAAGAGUACGCAUUGCUAUCAACGAAAAGAGACAUCUUCAGUUUACCUUUCUUAAAGUAUCGAGAUCUUUUAUCUUUUUUUCAUGCCAAAUUAAGGCCAAAUUACGCAUAAAAUUACUUACAAAAGUACUUCUAUGCGAAAAGUUGUCGAAUAAAAGUAAAUAAACAUUAUUAAAUUGUU